Physeter macrocephalus (sperm whale) is the source of this 871-nucleotide messenger RNA. It is a transcript of the gene SEC61G, whose product is annotated as SEC61 translocon subunit gamma. Lineage: Eukaryota; Metazoa; Chordata; Mammalia; Artiodactyla; Physeteridae. The record is from RefSeq and is a predicted model, not a curated record. The coding region runs from base 89 to 469 and encodes 126 amino acids. The transcript has 4 exons. Gene Ontology annotation, biological process: post-translational protein targeting to membrane, translocation; protein targeting. Gene Ontology annotation, cellular component: Ssh1 translocon complex; membrane. Gene Ontology annotation, molecular function: transmembrane protein transporter activity.
GGCCCGGUUUCCGGUUCCGGUCGGCGCCUGUUUGUCGGCCGUUUUGCUACGUGUCUUGGAGUUGGCGAGCGGACCGCGGGCAGGCAUCAUGGAUCAGGUAAUGCAGUUCGUUGAGCCAAGUCGGCAGUUUGUGAAGGACUCAAUUCGGCUGGUGAAAAGAUGCACCAAACCGGAUAGAAAAGAAUUCCAGAAGAUUGCCAUGGCAACUGCAAUAGGAUUUGCUAUAAUGGGAUUCAUUGGCUUUUUUGUGAAAUUGAUCCACAUUCCUAUUAAUAACAUCAUUGUGCUCCGGACGUGCAGGCUCAGCGGCCAUGGCUCACGGGCCCAGCCGCUCCGCGGCACACGGAAUCUUCCCGGACCGGGGCACAAACCCGUGUCCCCUGCAUCGGCAGGCGGACUCUCAACCACUGCGCCACCAGGGAAGCCCGAGAAGGUGAUUUUUAUUUUCAUCAUUGAUCCAGGUUUUUGAGUGAUUAUGGGAAGAUAUAGUGGUUGAGAACCAGCGUAGUACUCUGCACUCUCUGAUUUUCAAAUGGCUGAUUGUACAUCAAAUUGAAAAAGUUCUCAACUAACCGCCCUGUUAUGUAAUUCAUAUUUUUCAUCUUGUUGAGAAAGAUGUUAUGCUAGACUGUUAACCAUGUUUUCCAAAUGAGGAUUCUGAGGUUUAACAGAUUAAGGCUGCUCCACCAGCCACGUCCUCUGUAAGGACCUUUUCAGUUCCAAGAUUUUAAAGUUCAGUUUCUUCCCUUUUGUGCUGUUUUGGAGUAAUGUAGGCGUGGUUCUCAAAUAACUGGUUUUGGUUCCGUAAAAUUACAGCAUAUUGCAUUUCAAAUUUUUCUUAUUAAAAUCUUAUGUACACUCAAAAUUGACC